This is a messenger RNA of Trypanosoma grayi, 1176 nucleotides long. RefSeq names its product rab6 GTPase activating protein. The record is from RefSeq and is a predicted model, not a curated record. Bases 1 to 1176 code for a protein of 391 amino acids. The transcript has a single exon. NCBI's taxonomy places the organism in Eukaryota, Euglenozoa, Kinetoplastea, Trypanosomatida, Trypanosomatidae.
AUGUCGUCGAACAGUCUUGAGGUUUUGCCGGUACGGAGGGGUGGGCCAGCAGCAAUUGACAGCCUCGGCUUCUAUCUGCUGAGCAACAACGCCACGCCGGCACCAGCCAGCCUGACAGACGCCGAGAAGUUAUCCCUCGCACAAGAGGAGAAGUUCUGGACGAGCCGCAUCUGCUGCUACCUUCGGCUGUCUCUUGAGCUCCAGCGGCAUACGACCUUGUCAGACGGUAACAACAACGUGGGGCAGGGUAACAGCGGCAGCGGCAGCAGUGGGAGCAGUACCCACAACACGGCAGUUGAGGUGGCGGCACUCGUAGAGGCGCAGCGGCGCGUCGGGUGGCAGAUGCGGCGCCGCGUGUGGCAGUUCAGAGGAGUUCCGCACCCUACACUGCGGCGGCUGCUGUGGGGUUUUUUCAGCGGCGCGCUGCAGCGCCCGGCGAGUGUGGUUCGCACUCACCACGCGGCUUACGCCGCCCUCACCGCGGCGCCGCCAGACGAGGAAAUUGCCGACGUUAUUCAGCGGGACUUGGGCCGCACGUUGCCAACGCACUGCCUUUUUGUGGGCAACGGUUCAGUGGGUCAAGCGGAGCUGCGCCGUAUUCUCGCUGCUUUCAGUCGCCUCGACCCCGCGGUGGGCUAUUGCCAGGGCAUGGCAUUCAUUGCGGCGGUGCUGCUGCUGCACGCGCCAGAGGAGGAGGCGUUCGCGAUGCUCGUACAGCUCUUCUUCUCGCCGUUGUACCGACUGCGCGAGCUCUACCUCCCCGGAUUCCCGCUGCUGCGGAUUUUCUUCGCGGUGCUGCGCCGCCUCAUUGAGCGGCUGCUGCCGACACUCCACCGUCAUUUUGAAGAUGCCGGUGUGGACGUCGUCUUCUUCGCCUCGCAGUGGUUCCUCACGCUGUACACGUACCAGUUCCCCCUUGACUUUUCCUGUCGUGUGUGGGACCUCUUCCUCGUGACGGGGUGGCGCGUGAUGUUCCAGGUGGCUAUUGCCAUACUGCAGGGGGAGCAGGAGCAGCUGCUUGCGCUCGACAUGGAGGCAACACUGCUGUGGCUUAAGGAGUGCCAUGAGGGCAGGUCGACGGACGAGAUGCUGCACCGCAUUGUGAAUGUCCCGCUCACGCAGGAGGACUUCGCGCUGAUGCUGGACGCGGAGGGGGUGCGUGUCGACGAUGGCUAA